Molecule: messenger RNA, 2869 nt
Organism: Leptidea sinapis
Lineage: Eukaryota; Metazoa; Arthropoda; Insecta; Lepidoptera; Pieridae
Product: zinc finger and SCAN domain-containing protein 23-like
Exons: 10
Coding region: 98-1498 (466 amino acids)
Cellular component (GO): nucleus
Source: RefSeq, a predicted model, not a curated record
ACGCAGCCUCCAACCUCCACACAAUAUAUUUCGUUACCGUAAAGCCAUUAAAACAAUGUGAAUUUCUCUUCCCUGCUCAGAAACGAGGUACCGAGAUAUGAACUUCACCCCCUUCACGGGGCACGUUCCCGUGGUGACCACCCUGCCCACAAUACACCAGUUUGCAGCCAAGUUUGGCUAUGAAGGAAGUGGAUCAAUGGCGAAUACCGGAGUGGUGCAGGAAACUCGCUACCACUCUGGGACGGGGGUUCAGUUCGCGGUGAAUCCCACAGCAGGAGAUGGAAUGAGGUUCCGGCAGGGAGAGAGUGUGGUGGUUAUGAGCAGCAACGGGCAGCCAGGAUCCGUUACUCUUGCAGGAUUAGGUGCCAUGACUCCUGGUGUGAAAUACCAGACCAUCACCUCAUCAUCAUCAUCACUGAAUGUGGGUAACAUAUCGUACGGGGGGCACACGUACAUACAGGCGGACGAACUAAAAGCUGAUAAGAGGGAGUACAGGGAGGAACUUCAGCAGGAUAUCAUGACCAGUAUGAUGCAGCAGCAACAAGUUACCGUGCACCAGGCGCCACUACAGCAAGGGACACAGCAGCUACUGGUUGUUCUGCACGAGCCCAAGGAAGCCGCGGCUUUGGCGCGCGUUUUCAAGCAGGAGAUGAGGCCGGGCUCUGCUGAGUUUAUUAGUAUAGCCGAUGUGGGCGAGGGAGCGUCGUGGCAGGCUGUUGGUGGCGGCGUGGCCGACUACCUGGCAGCGCUUCCAUUGCCGCUGCAUCAUCUGCUCAAGUACAGCUCGGUCGAGAAGCGUGACGACCACGCCACUUUUAUUGCCAGCGUAAACACAUCACCACUCUCUAACGUUCACACUAUAUCGCCACAGGAGGGCAGUGUUUUAGUUCAGAACACGAACGUACUGACCCCAAACCUCGUGAUGUGUACUCAAACACCAAACAGUCCUGAAACGAACUCGUCUAGCUCUUUAUACUACAACAAUGGGAGAAAGAAGAAGAAAAAGAAAGACUCAGAAGAGAAGAAGCCGAGACCAAAACCUGGAGAGAUAAGGAUAACAACUGCUUUAGAUGGAAGCACCCUGUACUGCUGCCCCGAGUGUCACAUGGCGUAUCCAGAGCGCGACUUGGUGGAGGAGCAUCUCGUGGGACAUACCAUGGAGAGAAAGUUCAUCUGUGACAUCUGCAACGCAGCUCUCAAGCGGAAGGAUCACCUGACGCGCCACAAGCAGUCCCACAACGCGGAGCGUCCGUUCAUCUGUUCUGUAUGCAUGAAAGCCUUCAAACGUAAAGAGCAGUUAACUCUACACUUCAUCAUCCACUCCGGGGAGAAGCGGCACGUCUGCAAUGAAUGUGGGAAAGGAUUCUACCGCAAAGACCACUUACGAAAACACACACGGUCACACAUCGCUCGACGGGUGAAGGCAGAACUGUCACAAGAAACCACGUCACAGAAAACCUCAAAACAGACUCAAACUGCGACGAAAGAGUGCUCCUGACAUCGUUCUCUAGAAGACUUCUGAAUCCACUAAGCCAAUGACUAUGAAAUAACCUGAGUAUAAAAGUUAUUAUAAGUAUGGUAUUAAUAAUACUUAAGAGGAUACAUUAGCAUUUCUCUUUGUUUUGCUUUUUUUAUUGAUAAUGAGUUAAAAAUGAAACAAAAACGUAUUUCUGAACUAUUUUAAAAUAUUGUAUAGCAAUAAAAUGAUAAGGAUUAUUUACCUAGUUGUAUAAAUAGUUUUACACAACCGCUUUAUGAUUGCCAAUUUUUUAAUGUAUUAAAAUGGAUAAAGUGUCAAAAGAUGUGUGAUGACAUAGAUAUAUUAUGCCGUCAUGGACUUUUCUGCAGAUCUAUAUGAAAUCUAGAGUUCCACCAUACAUAACAUUGUUUCCAACACAUCCAAUAAAUAUCGUUAAUGUAUACAGAAACUUAACAAACUAUAUACUUAAGCCUUCCUCGAAAACCACGCUAACCAUUAGUGACAACAGCAUUUAAAUUGGUACAGUAGUUUUUAAGUCUAUCGCGAACAGACAGACAGAGAGACGCGGCGGAGGACUUUGUUUUAUAAUAAGUGCUAGAUUACUUCAUAAAGUUCUUAAAAACAGUUUUAUAAGAUACGCCGCAAACAGAGGUCUAGUUUACAAACCCGAUAACAAUAAUCGGAAAAAUUAAAAUAUUCCGACACAGUCCUUUCCAUUCCGAUGCCGAAAUUUUGGUACGAUUGUUUAAGUUUUUGAGGAAAAAUAAUCGAAAACCAAACCCUGAUUUUUGUGUUUUUUUUUAUUUCAGGCCUGAGCUAAUGCUACCUCUAUAUAAUUAAUUAGUUAAGAUCAUGAAAAUCAAAUGUGAUAUUAAACGCACGCAACAUAUUCGUAGUCAAUAAUAAAUUUAGCUUAAGUUUUAUUAUUGUCAUUUAAUAUUUGUAUACAUCUUGAUAUCGAACUAAAAUUUUACAUUAUAAUAAUAAUAUAAAAAAAAAACAUUUAUAUCAGGCAUACCACGCAUAUACUUUAGUUGGCAUGUUCUUAAAAUAUUAUUGGUGGAAUGAGAAUAGUACAAAUUUUUAUAACGUAGGUAAGCUAGCUUGUAGGAAAGAUUAAAAAAAAUAUUGUCAUGAGAUUAGUAUAACGUGACUCAUUAAAAGAAAGUUAUAAAUUAGAAAUGAGCGAUCACUGACCUCUACUAUAUAUAUCUACCACUUGUCGGCUGUCAAAGUGCUUUUGUGCCUGUUUCAUAUUCGCCAUUUUGGCGCUGUUGGACAUGUAGCGAGAGUCUGCAGUUGUCAUCAGUAGUUUUCGUAAAAACUACCUUCUGAUGACAACCCACUGAACAACAUAUUUGUGGAAAACUAUUAAAAAGAAAAAUUGUG